Messenger RNA from Dichomitus squalens LYAD-421 SS1, 1044 nucleotides. RefSeq lists its product as uncharacterized. NCBI's taxonomy places the organism in Eukaryota, Fungi, Basidiomycota, Agaricomycetes, Polyporales, Polyporaceae. Bases 1 to 1044 code for a protein of 347 amino acids. The record is from RefSeq and is a predicted model, not a curated record. The transcript is spliced from 2 exons.
AUGGACUUCUCGUCGGGUUCGGUGGAAUGCGGAUCGAUGUUUGCGAAUGCGCGCGACUCCCUGGGCUCACUGAAUGCGCGCUUCGUGUCUCCGUCCAAGGCAAGUCCAAUUGCGCGAGUCAUGGGCAAAGCAAAGGGUCUCGUGCGGAUGCUUGCGCUCCGUAAAUCUGACCGCAAGUCUCUGGACUCGUCUGCGAUCCAAUGCCUUGGGAGCGAGACUCCAGCGACUGCUAUUGCCAGCAGCUGGAGAGAGAGCGCAAGGGCUCCCACCCGCCCGUCCAUCUCCAUCCUCAUCACCUCUGCGUCCUCGAACGACAUCAACAGCUUGCGCACGAGCAUCAGUGCACGCAUGACGAGCAACAGCUCGACCACGGGUGUCUACUCGCCCGACUAUCCCAUCAGCCCCAAUCCGUCCUUGGCGUCCCCCGAGGUCGGGCCCUCCCACUCCCUGGCGGACUUCUUCUGCGCAUACCCCUGUGACGAGCAGGACGCCUUGGCGCUCCUCCCCGACGCGUCCUUCGAUGUGCUCCCCCCAGUCAAGGACGGCGAUACCGCCCCACAGGCAUUCUUCCCGACCCUCUUCCGCGUCCUGCUCUUCAUGCCGUGGUGCAUCGCCGUCGGAGCGACGAUCACGCUCUUCCCCGCGCACAUCGAGCGCGUCGUCUUCUCCACCGGCUACAUACCCUCUCCAUCGCCCGAAGGCGCCCGCCGCUUCUCGUUCUUCUCCGAGACCGCGUACGAGUACGCCAUGAUCUUCGCGGUCGCGCUGAUCGGGCUGGCCUUCGCCAGCCCCACCUGGGGCAUCAUCGUCUGGGCGUUCUGCGCGGGCAGGUUCGUGUGGGUGUGGGUGGCGUAUUCGGUGAAGGACAUGUGCUGCUUCCACGAAAGGGUCGGGAAGGACGACAUGGAGACGCUUGCGCUUGUCGUGAGCGGGCGCAACUUGACCAACAUAGUGGCGCAGCAGUGCCCGAAUCACCCCGGAUCCAACAGCCCGCUGAGCAGGAUUGUCACGGUGCAGAGCCCCAUCAUCCCCAUGGAGAACUGA